AAACAUUUGCAAAAUCUGCUAUUUGGUCAAAAAAAUACCCAAAGUUGUAGUAAUAUUAAAUUGGAGAUAGAACUCAACAAAUUAUAGAUACACAUAUUUGUUAUUUCAACAACUGAAAUUGAAUUAAUACACGCACACAGAGAAAGCGGAAAAUUCUGUUACAAGGAAACUAACCUCGUAUUUUUACUCCCAGAAAUCUAAAUGUAGUAGUUUUUUAAUCUUUGCGCUGCCUCAAGGUUAAUCAAAAAAAGAAGGAAAGGAUGGAUCCUUGUGAUUGUUUUGAGACACAAUGGCCAGCUGAUGAGCUGCUAAUCAAGUAUCAGUAUAUAUCUGAUUUCUUUAUUGCGUUUGCAUAUUUCUCGAUUCCGUUAGAACUUAUAUACUUUGUUCAGAAAUCGGCAUUCUUUCCGUAUAGAUGGGUGCUUAUGCAGUUUGGUGCUUUUAUAGUUCUAUGUGGCGCCACCCAUUUUAUAAGUCUUUGGACCUUCACCUCCCACUCCAAAACUGUUGCUAUCGUUAUGACUGUCGCGAAACUGUCUACUGCUUUCGUGUCGUGUAUGACUGCUUUAACGCUUGUUCAUAUUAUACCUGAUCUAUUGAGCGUUAAAACGAGGGAGUUGAUUUUAAAACAAAGAGCUGAAGAUCUUGAUAGGGAAAAGGGGUUGAUUAUUAAGCAAGAAGAAUCCGGAAGGCAUGUUAGAAUGCUUACACAUGAAAUUAGAAGUACCCUAGAUAGGCACACUAUAUUGAAAACGACGCUCAUUGAGCUCGGUAGGACUUUGGAUCUUGAGGAAUGUGCGUUGUGGAUGCCGUCAAGAAAGGGUAUGAUUCUUCAGCUUUCUCAUUCAUUGCAUAAUCUAAUACCGUUUGGGUCAACGGUUCCCAAUAAUCUCCCCAUCAUCACUGAGGUGUUCAAUAGUGCUAAAGCUAUAACGAUUCCGCCUAAUUGUCCACUCGCUAGGAUUAGAACCUCUGUUGGAUCUUACAUUCCGCCUGAAGUUGUUGCUGUCCGUGUUCCUCUUUUGCAUCUCUCCAAUUUUGAAAUUGAUAAUUGGCCUGAUCAUUCUGCAAAAAGUUAUGCUGUGAUGGUUUUGAUUCUUCCUCUGAAUGGUGUGAGAAAGUGGUGCGACCAUGAACUGGAUCUUGUUACCGUUGUUGCUGACCAGGUCGCCGUUGCUCUUUCUCAUGCUGCAAUCCUAGAAGAAUCUAUGCGAGCUCGCGAUCAGCUCACAGAUCAAAAUUUCGCUUUGAAUGUGGCCCGACAAGAAGCAGAGAUGGCUAUUCAUGCUCGUAACGAUUUCCUGGCUGUCAUGAAUCAUGAAAUGAGAACUCCGAUGCAUGCAAUUAUAGCGCUCUCGUCACUUCUCUUGGAGACCGAGCUUAAUCCAGAUCAAAGGGCCAUGAUAGAGACCAUCCUUAAAAGUAGCAACCUUCUAGCUGCACUCGUAAAUGACGUUCUUGACCUUUCUAGGCUAGAGGAUGGUAGCCUAGAACUUGAACAUGAAGUCUUUGACCUUCACGGGUUGUUCACAGAGGUAAUGAAAUUGAUUAAUCCCAUUGCAUCUGUGAAAAACACAUCCAUGGCAUUGAAUUGUGAUCUGGACCUACCUGCUUUUGCUAUUGGUGAUGAAAAACGACUUAUACAGAUAGUCUUAAAUGUUGUUGGCAAUGCGGUUAAGUUCACCAAAGGAGGUCAUGUUUCGAUUCAGGCAUCCAUUUUGAGCCCAGAGUAUUUACAAGAGUGGCAAACACCUGAAUUCUUCCCUACUUUGAGUGAUGGUCUGUUCUACCUACUUGUGCAGGUUAAGGAUUCAGGAUCUGGCAUUAAACAACAAGACAUUCCACACAUUUUUACGAAAUUUUCAGAGCCACGCAGUGCUUCCAACCGAAGUGUUAGUGGUGCAGGUAUUGGACUCGCAAUUUGCAAAAGGUUUGUAAUUCUGAUGGGAGGUCAUAUUUGGGUCGAGAGUGGAGGUUUGGGCAAGGGUACUACAGUUGCUUUCCUUGUUAGAUUAGGUCACUAUCCGAACGACCCCACCAUGCAAAAACUUGUCCCUCAAAUGUUUCCUAAAGCAAGACCCCAUCAAGGCAGCGGUGAACUUAUCCAACAUAGACAGUUUGAGAGAGAGGACUACAAAGUGGCUGCUUCAUUCCCACUUUACAAUAGGAGUAUGUAGCUUUUAGCGCACAUACAUUUGAUUCAAAAGGUGCUAACAAAGAGGAGAGUCAACGUAUACACGCAUUGUAACCUAAAUUAAAGAAGAGGUUAAUGGUAAAAAGAAUAUUGGGUUUACCAUAUUGUAUUUGUGAGUAGAUUUAUAGAGGCAUUAAGAGUCACUUGUAUCAUAAUCUUACAUUGUAUCUUACUUGAUUGAAGUGCAAUGCAGAAUGGUAUCUUGAGUGGAUA
Molecule: messenger RNA, 2407 nt
Organism: Erigeron canadensis
Lineage: Eukaryota; Viridiplantae; Streptophyta; Magnoliopsida; Asterales; Asteraceae
Product: ethylene response sensor 1-like
Exons: 6
Coding region: 261-2177 (638 amino acids)
Biological process (GO): phosphorylation; signal transduction
Cellular component (GO): endoplasmic reticulum
Molecular function (GO): ethylene receptor activity; ethylene binding; phosphorelay sensor kinase activity
Source: RefSeq, a predicted model, not a curated record